AUGCCGGCGACCGCGGGGAGGGUUCGCAUGCCCGCGAACAACCGGGUGCACAGCAGCGCCGCCUUACAGACUCACGGCAUCUGGCAGAGUGCAAUUGGAUACGAUCCCUACGCACCCAACAAAGAAGACAAGAGCAACGCCUCCGCUCAGAACAGCGUCGCUGCCUCGGAGGGUGAACAGGAAAACGCCUAUGCUAGUUUCCAGGGUUUACUCGCUCUUGCUCGUAUCACAGGAUCCAAUGCCGACGAGGCGCGUGGCUCCUGCAAGAAGUGUGGGCGGGUUGGGCAUCUCACGUUCCAGUGCAGGAAUUUCUUGAGCGCAAAGAGCGACGAUGAUAAG
Salvia hispanica is the source of this 339-nucleotide messenger RNA. The record is from RefSeq and is a predicted model, not a curated record. NCBI's taxonomy places the organism in Eukaryota, Viridiplantae, Streptophyta, Magnoliopsida, Lamiales, Lamiaceae.